Molecule: messenger RNA, 1260 nt
Organism: Lasiodiplodia theobromae
Lineage: Eukaryota; Fungi; Ascomycota; Dothideomycetes; Botryosphaeriales; Botryosphaeriaceae
Exons: 1
Coding region: 1-1260 (419 amino acids)
Source: RefSeq, a predicted model, not a curated record
AUGUCUCAUGAGACCGCCGACGAGCCGUUCCAGAAGAAGCUCCAACACGAACAAGCGCAGCCGCCGCCGCCGACGCCGCAUCAUCUCCCCACGCCGCGAGCCUUCCUGACGGACCUGUUUGGCUCGCUUCCAGGACGGACGACCCCUGCUACUACUCCCUACGAUGGGCGAGACGAUGGCGCCGCCGCCGGCAAUAGGGCACGUGUCGCAGGAGCAGCAGCAGCAGCAGCAGCGCCAAUAUCGACGACGAGCGCCAACCCUCUCCGCGGCCUGCAGGGCAACGAUCGGAACGUCUUUCUAACCCUACACGUCCUAUUCCCGAACGAGCUGCUGCCGGCGCUGGACCUGCUGGAUCGCCGGUUGGUGACGCGAUUCAUCGUGGGUGGUGGUGACGGGGCGCAGACGACGGCUACUACCAUUCCAGCGGCGCGCAGGGGCGGUGAUGCUGGAUGUGAUGAGGGAGCAGCAGCAGAAACCAUUGGUCGGCCAGCCGCAGACGACGACAACGCCGGCAUCAUUGGCGGCGAUCGCAACGACGACGUCGUCGACCCCGCUCGCCCAGCAUCGGCACCGGCGGAUGCUUCUUCUUCACACGACAACGCCGAGCACCAACAAGGAGAUGCCGAGCACACCACCACAAAUCGACUUCCUCCCCCUCUUCCCCUGUACUACGUCCAUUCCGCCCAACAGCAGCAUCGGCACCAGUUUCACCACUACCGCCAUCGAUCGCGCCACGGUCACCACCACGGCGGCCAUGGCGCCCUUCUUGGAGACGAGGAUGAUACAGUAGCAUCAUCUGCCGCCGAGCCCGCUGGCGCUGCCGCCGGGAACUGGUACGAGGUCCGACUCGCCGCGUGGAACUGCUCGUGCCCCGCGUUCGCGUUCGCGUCGUUUCCGGCGAACCUGGCUGAGCCGAGCCCGAGCCCUGGGCCUGGUCUGAUGGAGGGGUCCGCCGCCGGGAUGGAGGAAGAUGGGUGGAAGGAAGAAGCGAAGGGGGAGCAGGAAAAAGGAGGCGUUGCGGCAGGGGAGGAGGAGGAGGGUGGUGUGGGAGGUGAUGGAGGCGAAGGCGUUUGGGAGCGGUUUGGUUUCGGGGGGCUGAGGAGGGGUACUGGCGAGACCGGGCACGUGCCGCCCGUGUGCAAGCACCUGCUGGCGUGCUUGCUGGUCGAGAGGGCGCCGGGGCUGUUUGCAGGAAGCGUGGAGGAGAAGGUUGUUAGUGUUGAGGAGGCGGCUGCGUGGGCGGCGGGUUGGGGUGGGUAG